CUCCGGUCAGCAGCGCCCCCCGGUGGUGCGCUUCUCUCUCCGGGCAGCUGGGGGAUUUCCUGGGCGGAAGCAGCGGAGGGGGUUUCCAGUGUGAUCAGCCCAGUCCUCCCCGCUGGAUCUCGGAGUCUGGAUCCCACUAAACUUCUCUCUCCGCGGACUGACAGAACCGACGGAACCCGGAGAACCCUGAGCCCGAACCGGACCAUGAGGAGUCCGCCUGAGGCCCGGAUGCUCCACGGCAGCGGCAGGUCGACGGUUUGAAUCCCGGAGAGAGUCCGCCGAGCUGAGGAGCCGCUGAGCCGCCGAGCUGUGGCCUGCGGAGGAGAUUCAUGUCAUGUCAGCGGGGAGGAGUGCUGACGGGAGGGAGGUGCAGAUUCCCCUCCAGCAGGUGGCGCCCUCCCUUAUCCCGCCCCUCUCGGCAGCCCCUCCCAUCACCCCUCCCUCUCACCGCCCAGCCAAUCCCUGGCCUCCGAUCGAGUCCGCAGCCCAACAAGGUGUGCCUGCAGGCUUCCUGCCUCUUCAUGGAGGAUUCAGAGAUCAUUUCAUAGAAACUCCAGAAGCCAAAUACUGCUGCGAGGCCUGCAGGCUGGUCCUGUGUCAGCCCCGGCAGACCGAGUGUGGCCACCGCUUCUGUCAGAGCUGCAUCAACGACAUCCUCAGCCAUCAAAACCCGAUGUGUCCAGCUGACAGGGAGCCUCUGUUUAAAGACAAGAUCUUCAGAGACGUUUGCUGCCAUCGGGAGAUCAUGGCGCUGAAGGUUUACUGUCGCAGCGAAGCAAACGGCUGUCAGGAGCAGAUGAGUCUGCAACAGAUACCUGACCACCUGAACGUGUGUCCAUUCUUCGAGGUUCCCUGUCCGCUCGGUAAGUGUAAGGAGCGAAUGAUGAGGAAGGAGAUUCCCGACCACCUGAGCUGGAAGUGUAAACACAGAGAGACCACCUGCGAGUUCUGCGCAACCAAGAUGCCCUUGACUGACCUGCAGAAACACAAAGAGACGGUUUGUCCAGCGUUUCCAGUGUCGUGUCCCAACCACUGUUCGUUCUCCUCCCUGCCCCGGAGCGAGCUGUCCAGCCACCAACACGACUGUCCCAAAGCUCAGGUCAGCUGUCAGUUCCACCGCUAUGGAUGCACAUUCAAGGGUUUGAACCAGGACAUGAGGCAACAUGAGUCCACCUUCGCAGCUGAACACCUGAGAAUGAUGGCCAAUAGGAACUGCUCUUUAGAGAACAAGGUGGAGGAUGUGAAAGGUGAGCUGAUGGAGAGGUACAAGGUGCUUCCUGCUCUCAGCAGCCGACUCUCCGAACUGGAGAACCAGAACGAGGAGCUGCGAGAAAAGAACCGGCAGAUGGAGCAGAAACUGGCCACCAUGCAGAAACUAAUGAGCUCUCACUCGGAGAAGCUGCUGGAGGUGGAGCUGGAGCUUCGUUCCCUCCGUCUGCUCAGAGACGAGGUGGAGAAUCUGCGAGGAACCCUGGAGAACGUCCGGACGAGGCUCAGCGCCCUGGAACAAGGAGGACGCAGCGGAAGUGGAUCUACAACACACACUCUGGCCUCCCUGGAGACUCAGCUCAGUCGCCACGACGACAUGCUGAGCGUCCACGAGAUCCGAUUGGCCGACAUGGACCUGCGCUUCCAGGUGCUGGAGACGGCGAGCUACAACGGGACUCUAAUCUGGAAGAUCCGCGACUACAAGAGGCGGAAACAGGACGCCGUGGCGGCCAAGACGCUGUCGUUGUACUCGCAGCCGUUUUACACCGGAUACUUUGGCUACAAGAUGUGCGCUCGGGUUUACCUGAACGGAGAUGGGAUGGGAAAGGGCACACACCUGUCGCUGUUCUUUGUGGUGAUGAGGGGCGAGUACGACGCCCUGCUGCCCUGGCCCUUCAAACAGAAGGUGACUCUGAUGCUGAUGGACCAGGGUUCCUCCAGGAAACACCUGGGCGACGCGUUCAAGCCCGAUCCCAACAGCAGCAGCUUCAGACGCCCCAGUGCAGAGAUGAACAUCGCCUCCGGCUGUCCUCUGUUUGUGUCUCAGAGCGUCCUGGAGGCCGGCAGCUACAUCAAAGACGACACCAUCUUCAUCAAGGUUACCGUGGAUACCUCUGACCUUCCUGACCCGUGAUGUCAUGAUCACGCUGACCUCUGACCUCAGCUGGUCUGAGAUUAGCUCGCCAGUCCACGUCCAGCGGCGCAAAGGAUGAUGGGAAGGAUCAGUGAUGGUGGAGGCUCGUCCGGCUGUAGCGACGGUGACACGACAGAAGAAGAAGAGCAGACUGACAGGAAGCAGCCAAUCAGAGUGAACUUUACUGAGACCGGAGGGUGCAUCCUCAUCUGAUUGGCUGGUGGACUACAGAACUCUGUGUGUGUGUGUGUGUGUGUGUGUGUGUGUGCGCGCGUGUGUGUGUGUGUGUGUGAAUGGAUCAGUGUUGCUAUGAUGUCACCAUAGUGACAUCACUCAGAGCCAACAUGGCCGCCACAGUGAGGACGUUGUUGCUGCUCAUUACUGAUGCUGUGCAUCGAGCUUUACUUACUGUUUAUUACCCGUUUACCGAGGCAUGCUGGGAAUUCCACCACAGCCACAGAGGAGCUCAGAAGACCAGUAGAGACCAUUAUAGACCAGUAAAGACCAGCAGGACCCAGUAAAAACCAGUGAAGUCCAGUUGAAAUCAUUUCUAGAGACAACAAAGUGAACCUGUUAAAGAACCCAGUAGACACCACACAAGACCAGCCUGUCCCAGUAUAAACCAGUAAAGACCGGUAAGACGCAGAACAAACCACACAAAACCAGCUCGAUUCCGUACAAGCUCCAGGUUACCAGCUGAACCAGUUUACACCAGUAAAGGCUAGAUGGACACAAGAUAAACCAGUAAGGAGCAAUUAUACCUACUGUAAACCAUUAGAAACCAUACAAGAGUGGUACAGAUCAGUAACAUUCAGCAAAAACCGUUUUCAGAAGAACCUGUUGGACCAAGCACUGACUAAGAAAGACCAGUUAUACCCGAUUUAAACCAGUUAGACUCAAUAUAAACCAGUUAGACCAAAUAUAAGCCAGUUAGACUCAAUAUAAACCAGUUAAAGCCAAUAUUAACCAUUUAGACCAGGUAUAAACCAGUUAGACCUAAUAUAAGCCAGCUACAUCCAGUAUAAACCAGUUAGAACCAAUAUAAACCAGUUAUACCCAGUGUAAGCCGGUAAAUAUCUGGUAGAGUCGGUGCAAUAACUACAGAUAAUUAGAAACUGUCUACAGUGAAAAUGAGUUCCAGUAAAACCAGUAAAGUGACAGUUGAUGGUUUAUCAGGGCAUCGGUUUCCACAGAUUAUUAUUAAUCGUGUUUGUGGAAUUAACGUGACUCAGUUUGUGUCAUUUGUCAGGAGAAUCUGCUGUUCCAAAGUCAGCCUUCACUGUUUCUGUGUAAACUCAUUUAAGUAGUUCCUGUCACACUGACUAGCUUCGGCCACGUUAACUAGUUUCUCUCCGAGUUGCUUGUUUAUGUGAGACUAACUAGUUUCUGUCAUACCAGUCAGACUAACUAGCUUUGUCUGACUAGUUUCUGUCAGGCUAGCUAGUACAUAUGAGAGUAACUAUUUCAAACUGGUUAGUGGUUGUAGACUAUAGCCAAUAAUUUACUAGCAGCUGUAAGUCCUCAGGCUGAAGGGUUGGGUUAGGUAAGAUUAAGUUGGUUGGUUGACUUUUAAACAGGUCAGAAAGGACCAGUGUAGCUUAGAAGCAGUUUGUAGUGUUAACUUGUUGAACAGCUAGUUAACAUUGACUAUUUGAAGUGACAGUUGAACAGUUCAUCCUCAGACUGGAUCACAGUUGAGCCUGAUAAGAGUUCUAUGUGUUUAAGUGAAGGACUAGUUAAGGCUUGAAAGGUGACAGGAAGUCUGUAAGUCUCCCAGUUAAUGGACCUGAUGUCCUGACGUGGACAAAUCCAGAUGAAACAGACGUAGAGAGACAGAACCAGCAGCACAGUCCAGUCCAGCUCCUCUGUGGCCUCAGUGAGUUUUUCAGUGUCGACAGAAUUCGUCCGACUCGUUCGAUUCAUUUGCACAGUUUGAAUGUUUCAAUGUACAAAUAAAAAACUGACAGGAAA
Molecule: messenger RNA, 4093 nt
Organism: Acanthochromis polyacanthus (spiny chromis)
Lineage: Eukaryota; Metazoa; Chordata; Actinopteri; Pomacentridae
Gene: traf3
Product: TNF receptor-associated factor 3
Exons: 14
Coding region: 335-2122 (595 amino acids)
Biological process (GO): regulation of canonical NF-kappaB signal transduction; tumor necrosis factor-mediated signaling pathway; protein K63-linked ubiquitination
Cellular component (GO): plasma membrane signaling receptor complex
Molecular function (GO): tumor necrosis factor receptor binding; zinc ion binding
Source: RefSeq, a predicted model, not a curated record